GGCUGGGUCUGAGUCAAACUGAAACUAGAUAAAGAGAAGUAACCACUGUCUGGUUUUGACAUGUUGAUAUUGUGUGACAGUGGUCAAUGCUAAUGAAUUCAGAGAAGCUACUGUACCAGGUUACUUUAUAAGGUAACCUCAGCUUAUUGAUACACACAUACAUUGACGUAGGUGAUCAUACCACCAGGUAGUGACCACAUGUAUAUAAUCAGCUGUGAACUUGUGAUGUUAUAGGACAACUAUGUGUAACUUUGCUGCUCUGCCAGCAGUUUCCUGUGGAGUUUUUCUAAUGUCAGUGUUUCCUGUAUGUUGGUGGGUUUAACUGAUCUUAUCUGCUUAAAGGUUUGUCACGUCAUAGAAGUAAGGAAGUAAUGAGAUAGAAGUCAUAUAGCCUAGCAGUAUUUCUCACUCUUCAGUCCUCUCUUCAUGACAGUAGACUUGUUUCGUCAGUGGAGCCCCAGUUAGAGACAGAUAUGAUACCUGCAGUGGUACUGAUGACCCUGUUGUGGAGCAGAGAUCUCCAGGCUCAAAGCGUCAGUCCACCAGCUGAACUCUCAGUCAGACUGGUGGAUGGGACCACUUCCUGUUCUGGGACAGUGGAAGUCUUCUAUGAAGGAGAGUGGACAGGUCUAUGUACUAGUUGGUGGAGCAUGAGAGAUGUUAAGGAUGUGUGUAGAGAGAUGGAUUGUGGGAAUCCUGUAACUGUAUCUAGAGGACCUCUGAUUGAAGAUGGAAGAGGAGGAGUCAUGAUGUGGAGUUGUAGGAGAGAUGACUUUUCUAAUACACGGUGUGACAUCAAAGGAGGACCUGGUGUCUGUGAUGGUGGAUAUUAUCGUCAUGUGACCUGUUCAGAGUCUGUGCGGCUUGUGGAUGGAGCUCGUCUCUGCUCUGGGAGAGUGGAGGUGAAGUCCAAUCAGUCCUGGGCCUCAGUGUGUGAAGCUGACUUUGACCGGCAGGAUGCAGAGGUAGUCUGUAGGGAUGUUGGCUGUGGGGCUCCUGCAGCUCUAAAGGGGGGGCUCUAUGGAGAAGGUGAGGGUCAGACCUGGGAUAAAGAGUUCCAGUGUAAAGGCAAUGAGUCCCUUCUCCUGGACUGUGACACCUCAGACAGAGAGAACAACACCUGCCUACCUGGUAAUGCUGUUGGACUCACCUGCUCAGAGCCUGAUGAUGUGAGGCUGGUGGGAGGAGGCAGUCGCUGUGCUGGUGGAGUGGAGUGGUACGACCAGGGAGAGUGGAGGAUUGUGGGAGCUGAGGACGAAGACCAGAUGACUGUAGCUACAGUAGUGUGUAGACAGAUGGGUUGUGGCUCCACUGUUUCAGUACUUCCUAGAAACACCACAAGAGGGUUUUUAGUUUCCUGUUAUGGGUUUGAGUCUUCACUGAGGGAGUGUGAGAGAAGUUAUGAUCUCCAUCCUGGACUCACAGUGAUCUGCUCAGAGUCUGUGCGGCUUGUGGGUGGAGCUGGUCACUGCUCUGGGAGAGUGAAGGUGAAGUCCAAUCAGUCCUGGGCCUCAGUGUGUGAAGCUGACUUUGACCGGCAGGAUGCAGAGGUAGUCUGUAGGGAGCUUGGCUGUGGGGCUCCUGCAGCUCUACAGGGGGGGCUCUAUGGAGAAGGUGGGGGUCAGACCUGGGAUAAAGAGUUCCAGUGUAAAGGCAAAGAGUCCCUUCUCCUGGACUGUGACACCUCAGACAGAAAAAACAACACCUGCCUACCUGGUAAUGCUGUUGGACUCACCUGCUCAGAGCCUGAUGAUGUGAGGCUGGUGGGAGGAGGCAGUCGCUGUGCUGGUGGAGUGGAGUGGUACGACAAGGGAGAGUGGAGGACUGUGGGAGCUGAUGACUGGGAGCAGGAGGAUGUAGCUGCAGUAGUGUGUAGACAGCUGGGUUGUGGCUCCUCUGUUUCAGUACUUCCUAGAAACACCACAAGAGGGUUUGGAGCUUCCUGUUCUGGGUCUGAGCCUUCACUGAGGAAAUGUUUGAGAAUGUAUGUUCUCCUUCCUGGACUCACAGUGAUCUGCUCAGAUCUCCUGGUCCAGCCUGAUAUCUUCCUGACUGACCCAAUGGGAGGGGUCUUCAGGGGCCACCAGGGGCCCGAGAUGUUCAGGGGCUACAACUUCACCAUCACCUGCUCCACUCAGCCACAGUACCCAGGAGGCUCCUUCCUCCUCACGUUCACCGGCUCCAACAGAACCCAGACCCAGCCAGCUGUCAAUCACUCUGCUGCCUUCCUCUUCCCUGCUGCAGAUGACUCCCACCAAGGGAACUACAGCUGUGUUUAUGACAAUUAUGUUUUCUCUCAUAACUUCUCCUCUGAGAGUGAGCUCCUCUCCCUCACCAUCACAGCCUCUCCUCUGCCAGCCUUCAUCAUCAGACACGUUGUAGUGCUGCUGAUCCUACUGACAGCCAUCACCACCUCCUACCUGUACUACAAGCCCACCAGGAGGCAGAAGAGAGUGAACAGGGUGAGCAGCAUGGAUCUUUAUGUCAAUGCCAUGGAGAUGGUCUCUCUGAGCUCCAGAGCUGAAGCUGGACCGGGAGAGGAGAGAGCAGCCCAGGGGACGGAGAGGGGGUGGAGGAACCACCUGCACCUCAGACUCCUGGAGUGGACCAGCCACCACCGGCCUGAGGAGAGACACAUGGAACGAGGGGUUAAUACGGUAAUCGGGGGAAGCUGUAACCUGAAGCAAACCUCUUUCAGUCUCCUCAGGACUUUGAACCCGGCCCAGCGGGCCCAGGCAGGGCAGGCGGAGGGGCAGGGCCGUAGGGAGAUCGGGCAAAGGAAGGAGACCGCAGGACUUAGAGAACAGAUCCACAAUGACCAGGAUCCUCCCACACUACCGGUGCCACCAGGCAAGAGGCUGGAAGUUGGGAGUGUGAUCUAUGGACCGCUCCUCUGUCUCCAGGCUCAAAGUGUCAGUCCACCAGCUGAACUCUCAGUCAGACUGGUGAAUGGGACCACUUCCUGUUCUGGGACAGUGGAAAUCUUCUAUGAAGGAGAGUGGUUGGGUCUAUGUUUUAGGUGGUGGAGCAUAAUGAGAGAUGUUAAGGUUGUGUGUAGAGAGCUGGACUGUGGGAAUCCUGUAUCUGAAUCUAGAGGACCUCUGAUUGAAGAUGGAAGAAGAGGAGUCAGACUAUAUAGUAUUUGUAGUGGAGAUGAGUCUUCUAUUGGACAGUGUGACAUCAUAGGAGGACCUGGUUUCUGUGAUGGUGAAUAUUAUCGUCAUGUGAUCUGUUCAGAGUCUGUGCGGCUUGUGGAUGGAGCUGGUCUCUGCUCUGGGAGAGUGGAGGUGAAGUCCAAUCAGUCCUGGGCCUCAGUGUGUGAAGCUGACUUUGACCGGCAGGAUGCAGAGGUAGUCUGUAGGGAUGUUGGCUGUGGGGCUCCUGCAGCUCUACAGGGGGGGCUCUAUGGAGGAGGUGAGGGUCAGACCUGGGAUAAAGAGUUCCAGUGUAAAGGCAAAGAGUCCCUUCUCCUGGACUGUGACACCUCAGACAGAGAGAACAACACCUGCCUACCUGGUAAUGCUGUUGGACUCACCUGCUCAGAGCCUGAUGAUGUGAGGCUGGUGGGAGGAGGCAGUCGCUGUGCUGGUGGAGUGGAGCGGUACGACCAGGGAGAGUGGAGGAUUGUGGGAGCUGAUGACGAGGACCAGAGGGAUGUAGCUGCAGUAGUGUGUAGACAGCUGGGUUGUGGCUCCACUGUUUCAUCACUACCUGGAAACACCACUAGAGGGUUUGGAGUUUCCUGUUCUGGGUCUGAUUCUUCACUGAGGGAAUGUUUUAGAAGUUAUGAUCUCCGUCCUGGACUCACAGUGAUCUGCUCAGAUCUCCUGGUCCAGCCUGAUAUCUUCCUGACUGACCCAAUGGGAGGGGUCUUCAGGGGCCACCAGGGGCCCGAGAUGUUCAGGGGCUACAACUUCACCAUCACCUGCUCCACUCAGCCACAGUACCCAGGAGGCUCCUUCCUCCUCACGUUCACCGGCUCCAACAGAACCCAGACCCAGCCAGCUGUCAAUCACUCUGCUGCCUUCCUCUUCCCUGCUGCAGAUGACUCCCACCAAGGGAACUACAGCUGUGUUUAUGACAAUUAUGUUUUCUCUCAUAACUUCUCCUCUGAGAGUGAGCUCCUCCCCCUCACCAUCACAGCCUCUCCUCUGCCAGCCUUCAUCAUCAGACACGUUGUAGUGCUGCUGAUCCUACUGACAUCCAUCACCACCUCCUACCUGUACUACAAGCCCACCAGGAGGCAGAAGAGAGUGAACAGGGUGAGCAGCAUGGAUCUUUAUGUCAAUGCCAUGGAGAUGGUCUCUCUGAGCUCCAGAGCUGAAGCUGGACCGGGAGAGGAGAGAGCAGCCCAGGGGACGGAGUAGGAGUAGAAUGAAUCUGACCCUACAUGCUGAUCUUAGGUCAGUUUUGUGUUUUAAAUCGAUGGUCAGCAGUGGACUGGUGUUUAAAAUGUGGUGACAAACCUGAAGUGAUUUUAAUUUUAAUAACAAGUUCAGAAUUAGUUUAUCUUUCUAGAACCUUGGAAGAAAUCUAAAAGUAGUGACUGCAACCACCAUUAUUCAUUUAGUUUGGUUUUUACCACCAGAGAAACAUGGGGUUUGGGGUAACAUGGGGUUUGGGGUAACAUGGGGUUCUGGGUAAC
Oncorhynchus nerka (sockeye salmon) is the source of this 4645-nucleotide messenger RNA. RefSeq names its product scavenger receptor cysteine-rich type 1 protein M130-like. Gene Ontology annotation, biological process: zymogen activation. Lineage: Eukaryota; Metazoa; Chordata; Actinopteri; Salmoniformes; Salmonidae. The transcript is spliced from 20 exons. The record is from RefSeq and is a predicted model, not a curated record. Bases 474 to 4367 code for a protein of 1297 amino acids. Gene Ontology annotation, molecular function: serine-type endopeptidase activity. Gene Ontology annotation, cellular component: plasma membrane.